Anopheles cruzii is the source of this 862-nucleotide messenger RNA. Its product is annotated as homeobox protein Hmx-like. Gene Ontology annotation, molecular function: RNA polymerase II transcription regulatory region sequence-specific DNA binding; DNA-binding transcription factor activity, RNA polymerase II-specific. The annotation marks the transcript as partial. The transcript has 3 exons. Lineage: Eukaryota; Metazoa; Arthropoda; Insecta; Diptera; Culicidae. Gene Ontology annotation, biological process: regulation of transcription by RNA polymerase II. Gene Ontology annotation, cellular component: nucleus. The record is from RefSeq and is a predicted model, not a curated record.
GCUGGGCUUCAUGUCACAGUGGAGCGCGAUCGCUAACCGGUACGCGGCCCUCUGCCCGCCCGGUUGGCCCUGGCCGCCGACGUCCCAUCGUAUGCCUUUCCAUAGCCCAAACAAUGAUAACCUGACGAACGCGAUCGAAAACCAGUCACCAUCGCUGACACCACCGCCUUCGCAACAAUCGAAGUCACCUUCGCCCCACCCGGCCUUCCUGGGCGGCCGGACGGGCUGUGGCGGUGGGGCGGGCAGCGGGCAUGCCGUCGGUGUCGGCCAGGGCCACGGGCAGGCCGGUCACGUCCAGGGUCCAGGUACUGGCCCCGGUGGGAACGGACUCAGCAAUGGCGGUGGCGGUGGCGGUGGCGACGACUGCGAGUCGGACGACGACGGCCAGGAGAUCAUCGAGGAGGACGACGAGAGCGACCGGCCGUCGGACUCGGCCUCGCCCAACUCGAACGGGGGCGCGAUGCAGGCGAAGCGCAAGAAGAAAACCCGGACGGUGUUCUCGCGCGCCCAGGUCUUCCAGCUCGAGUCCACCUUCGACCUGAAGCGGUACCUCAGCUCGUCCGAGCGGGCCGGACUGGCCGCGUCGCUGCGGCUGACCGAAACGCAGGUGAAGAUUUGGUUCCAGAAUCGGCGGAACAAGUGGAAACGUCAGCUGGCGGCCGAGCUGGAGGCGGCCAACAUGGCGAACAUGGCGCACGCGGCCCAGCGGCUGGUGCGGGUGCCGGUCCUUUACCACGAGGGCGCCACCGGUGGCUUCGUGCCGCCCCCGCCCCACUCGCACGCCCAGCAACUCUACUACACCACCGGGCCGGCCGGACGGGCCGGAUCACCGCCCCGGCCACCGCUUUCGUCGCUCGUGUAA